UUAUAUACGAGUGUUAUAACUACAUUAACAAACAAAAUUCAACCAGGAAAAUUUAUUGCUGAUCAAGUUUCUGAAAUGGAAACUAGCGAGAGUCUGGACAUAAACACAUUAGAAAAUAUGUCAUUCUACCAUUGGAAACUAUUAAAAUUGAAUGGCCGAUUGGAUACUAUAACAGAACGUAUGACAAAAAGAAAAAGUGGAACAUUGGAACCUUAUACUACAUACAUGGAUGAAGAUUCCACAGAUAAAAUUGAUAAAUUCUUGUUAAUGAGUCAAGUAAAACCAUUGGAAUCAGAUGAUGAUGAUAUGGACUUAAAUAAAAUGAUAUAAUAUUUUAAUUUACUGUAA
Diuraphis noxia (Russian wheat aphid) is the source of this 348-nucleotide messenger RNA. RefSeq lists its product as uncharacterized. Lineage: Eukaryota; Metazoa; Arthropoda; Insecta; Hemiptera; Aphididae. The record is from RefSeq and is a predicted model, not a curated record.